AGUUACGGAGUCACCCUCUAUCGGAAGCGCCUCGCUGCCGUAGUAUGAGGGAUCACGUGACGCGCUCCCCAUAGGUUUUGCGGCCAGCGCUCGCUGAGAACAUCACGCGGGAGCUCUCCCCGACAUUUCUGUAAGUACUUUCGAAAUGAGAGAAGUUUUUUAUUGCCUAAAUAAUAAUUUUAGGCAAGCAGAAAGCACAGAAUGGUCUACAGACACUAUAUCUUUGCAGAAUACAACAGUGAGCACCCACUGGGCGCAGUCGCCGCAGUGGAAUCUCCCGAACCGGCUACUUGCGUGAAAGUGAACUUGCCGUUAUCGAGCAUCACCAAGUUCAUAGACCAAAGCUUCACGACUUCGCGACUGCUGUUGGAAGGAGAAGCAGUCUACGAAUCGAAACAUGUGGUAGCAUGCAAUGUGAAGGAGAAGAAAGAUGCCACAAUAACGUUUGCUGGGCUUGUUCUCCAAACGUCGGCACUAAACAAGGACCCGCAUGAGCUGGAAAUUUCCGUGAAAGACAGAGAAGUUAUUGUAGCAACUUGCAGCUGCAAAGCAGGGUUGCACAAAUGCAAGCACAUGGUUGCACUCCUCCUGCACAUUAAUGCAAGGGACACCUUUGACAUCCUGUCUUCCACUGAUCUUCCUCAGCUGUGGGGCAAAGAGCUCAAGGCAGGUGUCAAAGAUAAAUAUGUGCCAAGGAAGAUUGUGGAUCUUCCUUGUUCAAAAAAGGUGAAGCGUGACCACGUGAAGCUUCCCACUGAUGACACCUUAAACAGGCUGCUGCAUGCUUUGCCCUACAGUUCUACAGCAUUCAGGCACAGUGAAAGCAGAAACCCCACGCAUCCAGCAGAUGUAGCCAGCAGCUCAUCUUCAAGUGGCAAGCAAGACUGCAGAGCUGCAGAUGCAGCAAAUACAACCCCAAUGCCAACUGAACAUAGUGCAUGUGGAGAAAUAUUGGAGCACAAUAAGGAAGAGUCUUGCGAAGCAACUCCACCAGCACUGACAGAAGCCGUCAUCAAGGCAGUAGAAGCAGGGGCGCUUUCAACAGAAGACAUUUAUAUACAAUUGCAGCAGACAUUCACACAAUCAAACAUUCAGAUAAUCACGCAUUUGACAGAGCAGCAGGUGAACUCACAACACUGGAUGCUCUACAGGAAAGGACUCAUAACAGCAUCUAUUGCUUACUCUGUGUAUACGCGAGUGCAUACACUGAAAACAAAAAUGGGCCCUCAUGACGUGCGCCCUCUGCUAAAGUCAGUGAUGAGGGAACAAACGGUGCAAACUCCAGCUAUGUCAAGAGGAUCCUUGCUCGAGAACACAGCAAAAGACUUCUACUUAGCCACAACAACACACCAAAAUCUCCAACUACAAAGCAUAGGCCUUGUAAUUUCCAAAGAAAACCCUUGUAUUGGAGCAAGUCCAGAUGGACUUGUUACUUGUAGCUGCUGUGCUACCAGAGUACUAGAAGUAAAAUGCCCAGUUAAUUUGGAAAGGUUUCAGGCUAAGGAGCUAACAACACUGAGCAACGGCAAGUUAAGCCUUAAGAAAACAAGUAGAUAUUUCUGCCAAAUUCAAGUGCAAAUGGGGAUUCUAGAAGUAGAGAUGGCUGAUUUCUUUGUUUUUCAGGACAGCGAGAAUGUGUUGCUGCUAACAGCUAAUUUUGAUAGAGACUUUUUUAGCGCUGUUGUAGAGCGAGCUGUAUAUUUUUUUAAGUCUUAUGUGCUCCCGUAUGUAACUCCUUAAGAAACUCA
Messenger RNA from Dermacentor andersoni, 1748 nucleotides. Lineage: Eukaryota; Metazoa; Arthropoda; Arachnida; Ixodida; Ixodidae. The record is from RefSeq and is a predicted model, not a curated record.